This is a messenger RNA of Armigeres subalbatus, 526 nucleotides long. RefSeq names its product cytochrome c oxidase assembly factor 5. The coding region runs from base 172 to 420 and encodes 82 amino acids. Lineage: Eukaryota; Metazoa; Arthropoda; Insecta; Diptera; Culicidae. Gene Ontology annotation, cellular component: mitochondrion. Gene Ontology annotation, biological process: mitochondrial respiratory chain complex IV assembly. The transcript is spliced from 3 exons. The record is from RefSeq and is a predicted model, not a curated record.
UGUGCGUUGAGGUGAAGAAAAAUUUGACGACGCAGAUCUCAAUGUCAAAACAAAUUGUGCAAUUCUGUGUGUUUGGCAUAAUCCCUAAAGUAUUUUUACGUAAAAUUAUAUUAUUAAGUGCUUUAAUUUCGUUAAUAGAAGGUGAAUUGAACUCAUAAAUCCUCCUCCAAGAUGAUGCGCUACGAAGGAAGCGAACAACUGGCCGACAAAACAGCCUGCGCCAGAGUACGAGCCGACUUGAAAAUGUGCCUGCUGGAGAGCGAUUGUUGCAAGAAGGAACGUAAACUUCCCCGUGAGUGUUUGGCCCGCAGGGACGAUACCGUUCCGGAUCAAUGCCGUGCCCUGCAGAACACAUUCUUCGAGUGCAAACGGUCAAUGUUGGACAAUCGACAGCGAUUCAGAGGACGAAAAGGUUAUUGAAGUAGGACGGUGCAGGUAUUUUUUAUUUCGUCCUUUCAUAUUAGAGCUUGUUUUGCGUACCCAUAUAAAUGACUGUUAUCAAUUAAACACACCAAAUUAGUUCUUA